This is a messenger RNA of Dermacentor albipictus, 4536 nucleotides long. RefSeq lists its product as uncharacterized. NCBI's taxonomy places the organism in Eukaryota, Metazoa, Arthropoda, Arachnida, Ixodida, Ixodidae. The record is from RefSeq and is a predicted model, not a curated record.
AGAAACGCCGCGGUCGCGAACACCGGCACGAAACGAGCGAGAAUACCGGCCCCGAAGAACGGGCCAAAAAGAGAGUUGGCCCAGCAGGCUACGCGGGCACACGAAAUACCCCGUCCACCAGCUCCCGCCAAACAACCCAAGGGAACAUCCGCCGCCCUGGCAGCGGAAAGAGGAGGCACGCAGCCGUAGCAGCGCGGCGCGCCAUUUGUGAGGUGGCGCCCUCUCUGGCCGGAGCCCGCAAGCAGCCAUUGUGAUUACGCCGAAAGGCGGUAAGUGUAUCAUCGUCGCACAUUGUUCGCGGCAGGGCUGAUCACCAGCCCCCGGUUGGAUUUUCUGUUCCGUUUCGACCCCUUCCUGUCGCGGGCCAGUGCGUGCCUCGUGCCCGGCGACACGACGAUGGGUCGCGACGCCAGCACGAAGCGCUUCGAUGUCGAUCUCAAGCUCAAGGUGCUCGCGUACUACGACCAAGUGCGGAACAAAUACAAGGCGGCCAAAAUGUUCGGCGUCAGCGAGUGCUCGGUGAGGAACUGGAUCAAGGGGGAGCACCGGCUGCGCGCCCUGUCGUCCCAGGGCGGAGGUAGCGGCGCCAGAAAGACCACGAACCGCGCCGCCGAGGCCCGGGCUCUGUUCGAGGCGUGCUUGGAGCGCUACGUGCGGGGCUGUCAGCAGCGCGGAGUCAAGGCCAGGUACCGCGACUUGCUUGCGCACGCGGCGCAGCUGAAGAAAGUGCACGGAGUGCGCGGCCUCAAGCUGUCAACCGAUUGGGUGGCCAGCUUCGUGCGUGAGCGCCGGCUCGUCUGCAAGUGCGAGAAGCUGUUGACGCACGCCGACACCGCAUCUCCCGCCAACAGCAGCACCGGUUCGGCGGCGGCAGUGCGCAAGAAGGGAGCGGCGGUGGCCAAAGGGUUGCCACCGCCGGCCAAGCACAACGCUGCCCGGGCCCUUGUCAAGCAUGCCAUGGGCCACCUAUCAUCCAAGGCCGGCAAGACGCCCUCCUCGGCGCCAACCACGCCGAAGCGAAAGGGUCCGACCACGGCGCUCGCGACCAAGCUGCUGCUUCCGGCGAAGCUAAAGUCAAAGGCGGUGCCAAAGCCUUCCAUCAAAGGCAACGACGGUAAGGCGAUCAAGACCUUGUCGAAAAAGAAACCGACGAAGAAAGCGGCAAAGAAGGGUAGCGAGCUAAAAAAGAAGACCGUUGCGACCAAAUUAAAGAAGGCAGUGAAUAAAACAAAACAUAAAUUGGCUGCCGCGGCGAAAAAGGGCCCGUCAGCAAAAUCGAAGCUGCCGUCUGCCAAAAAGACUGCGCCCGCAAAGGCACAGUCAGCCAAGAGUGCAGCCAUUGUGGCAAAGUAUAAAAAGUGUCUCUUGAAGAAAGCUACCCAGAAGCAGCAUAAGUUAGGAAAGGUAAAAAAUACCAUCACUUUGAAAAAGAAGGUCCAGACAGACGCGAAGACUGUAAAGCACAAACAUAAAGUAGUCAGGAAAGAUGACAAGCUUAUGAAGGCAAGCAAAGGCAAACAAUGCUCAAAGACUGCACACAGUAUGGUUGUAGCAAAGAAAAAGGAAAACAAGAAAAAAGAAAGAAACAUAAAGCCCCAGAAAAAAGUAAAGAUUAUAAACAAGGUAGUGAGCAAAAGCUUAAAGAAAGCUAAAGAAAUUGUCAACCGUGCCAAAAAGCCUGCAGAAAAAGCUAGCCCACCUUCAAAACAGUCCGUGCCGAAGGUGAAAAAGGUGCCUGUGAAAACGAUGAGACCAAGGAAGCAACCGAUAAAGGUGUUUCGGACCCGGUAUCGAAUCAAAGAAAUGCACAGGAGGAUUGAGGAAAACAGAGCUUCGGACUUCUUUGAUUUCUUUUAUGGCUUGGGUCUUAUACCGAUCAACAGAGAUUCAGACAGUUCAAACUCCCUUUACAUCCCCUUCAUCACGGGAUCACCAAAGAUGUACAGUAACACUGAGUUCCUUUGUGACCUUUCAAAGAAGGAGAGCCCACUCAGGCCAAGCACAUCUGACCUAAGCAAUUGUCAGUCCUCGAGUCACACUCAACUUCCCUCAAAGUACCCCAUCUGGACUCCAGUGAGGACUAGCACGAUCCAUGACCCUUGUUCAUCUCAGAGUGGCAAGCCCUGGCUCACAAGCCCACGUGUGCAUGAGGAACACAUAAUCACUGACAGAUUCACACAGUCCAAGUCACCAGAGGAUACUGUCUUUUCUGAGAAGUUUCACAAGGCAAGUAUGAAAUCCGAGGCUGCCCUCUCACCUGGUGAAUCACCCAUCACCCCAGAACAGUUGGCUGUGGUUCGAAAGCUAUUUCCUCCCAUUGGAAGCUUGCCAUUCCCAAGUCAACGUAGAGCACUGGACAGCCAAGUGAAAUUCAAUGAACCUUUGAAGGCAUCAGAACGAAGUUUGCGGCCACGCACCACUGAGCAAACCCAGCGCCUGAGUCUCUGCUUUCGCAAGCGGCGCUACCAAAAACGGAAAAGGACCCUCUCUGAGCCAUCACGGUCUCCCGAGAGACGUCCCAAUGGUCCUUCAGCGAGUGACAUUGACUGGUUAAGUGCUGAUGGUUUUCCAAGCCCUGCCAAGAAGGGCUGCCCUGGUGGGAGCAGCCCUGUCUACUCCUUCGGUGAGCCACGGCACUGUUUUCGCAAGGAGCACUUUGAGGACAGUGCCUGCCCCCCACACAUGCCGACCAGUGGGAUAUGUGGGAACAAUUCAAGGACAGUGGUCUGUGCCCUGAGCAGUGACAGACCUACGAACUGCCUCUAUGACAGUGCCAAACUUGUCAGUAGGGCCAUGCCCACUAGCCCCAAAGCAGCACCAUCCAGCGAAGGCGAGGAUCUGUUCUUUGGCCAGGCAAAUAGACUGGCUACACUGAGAAAAAAACAAGACAGAAAUGAAUCUGUGAUGCACGCUGCAAAAGGUCACCAGGACCAGUAGUAGUUGCUUGCACCAAAGAAUGUUUCCUCAGCCACGCUGCAAAAAUCUCUUGAGCUUUGUUGUGUAGUGUACACAAUGACUUAUUAACUUGUGAGCCUGCAGCUUGCCUGGUAAAACCACAAGUGCUCAGUGAUUGCAUGAGGCACUAUAUGGGGAUCCAGAGAAUAUUCAGAAAUACUGGCUUUCUGCCAUUAUGCACAAGAUGUUUUAUCUUGAGAGAAUGUUUAGCGAUUAUCAGUGCCAUGCUGGAAAGCACUUGUCAAUACUGAUGAUUAUGCACAUCUUUGUUAAGGAGUGGAAUUGUUCCUUGGUCAGCGAAUUAGCAUAUGUACUAAUAAUGAGACAAGGGUGUGCAACAUGAACACGCAAGAUAAUUUAAAGCAUUCAAUGUUGCUGGCAGUAAAUGCUACUAAUGCUAGGAAUGUUAUGUGCAUUCCAAGCUUGCCACUACUGGCAGUCUUGUGCAAGUUUCCAGCCAGAGGACUUUGUCAUUGGAGGUGAAAAGUGCACCCUAGCUCUAAAAUUGCUGGGGAAAAAAGAAACACUGUUACAUGUGCAAAGUGUAUAGGACUUUUGCAUCCAAUUGAGACAUGCUGUGUAGUUGAAUGAAGUAUGUGAAAAUGUUAUUGAUUGGACAUCUCCAAUGUGCCACAAUGUCUUCCCUGACCCUCCUGCCAGCCUUUCUUCUUGCCACUGUCUUCUCUAAAGCUUUGUAUUGUGCAAAUAGAACAUGUUAAGUAUCGCACAAGCGACACACGCUCUUGAAUACUAUUUUUCCUCACUUUAUUGCAAGUUAAACGAAAUCCACUGUUGCAAGCUUGCAUUGGUUGGCAGAAAAUGCAUGACUUCAAUGUUGUAAAUAAUGAUUUCUUUUGAUCUCUUGUGGGAUGAUCAUGGAACAUGGACAUAUCUUCCAGAUCCUUAAUUGUGCAGUGAUUUAAAGCAAAUUGAGUGAGUGCAAGUCCUCCUUGUGGACUCCAAUCAUGUAAACGUGGUUCAGCUAGCUUGAUGGCAACAGUUCUGCAUACUGCAUGAACAGAAAGACACUGAAUGGCGUACUCUUUUGUCUUUGCCAGACACAGCUGUCAUCAGUACUAAAUCUGUGUGACAUGUCUCGUAGCAAUAAGUGAUGAGUUAUGGGCUGUUUUGGUUGCUUACAACACUCAUUCAAAACUAUCAAGCUGUUGUGGGCCAGCACUUGGCCUGCGCAAAGAGAUUAUGUGUGAAAAGUCCUUGUCAACCCCCGACGCAUUCCUACGGGCAGUGCAGCGUCACGACUAGUUGACAAGGCGUUGCGUCUACCUCCGUAAAUGCAUUGUGACCUUGAGACAAUGUUGUGCUCAUUAUUGCGCCAUUGACUGAACGAGCACUCCCCGCAAACCUUUUUUUCGAGAGCGGGAAUGGUUUUGUACAUAAAAACAGUGCCCCUUGUUUUCCUCUUUGGGCCUUACUUAACAUGCGUUCAUCGCUAAUAUACCACAAGGUACAAAAGUGUGCUUUCUCUUCCCCCUUGAAAGGCUUGCAACGAUCACAGUUUUAUCCCCGUGGCUGCAACCUCUGGCCACACUUUUGCACAAAUAAAGAUUGUUCAUUCUUGUA